AUGACCAACUUACAUUCAUUCGCCAUCCCAGAGUCGAAGACGUCGUUGUUCAUUAUCAUCAUCGCCAGCACGGCCAGUGCGCUUGCGCUGAUGGCCACCAUGGCGUUCGGCUGUGUGCUGAAGAAGAGGAGAGUCACCAGGAAACAGAGAAAACCAACAGUUCACGGUGUGUCGGCCUCCCGUCCUAUGCCACCCGUGCCCAAGUACAUCCACGCUACCGGCACCAUAGACUCCGGUGUGGAGGACAUGGAACUGCACGAGCUGGACAGGGCAUGCGCACUGAAGCCGCACCCUUCCUCCAGGGGGAGGGACGACACAGAGUGGAAGUCCGUAGGGCUGGCUUCCAGGGGGAGGGACGACGCAGAGUGGAAGUCCGUAGGGCUGGCCUACUCAGGUUUUGGGAUAAGACAAUCACGUGACGAUGGUGACGUUUCUAAAGCAAUCAUUUUGUUCUUCUAAGUCACAUUGGUCGUAGUUUCGAUUUGAAAGAAAAAUACAAAAGCGAGCAUGAAAAUUAUAUUUCAGUGAUUCAAAAUGUGGACUGCGAAGUAUCAAGGACGUAUCUAUAACUUACUUGUAGUAUCAGUUAUUUUAACGCUAGAUGAAGUCUUGAUAUCUAAUGUAUUGCGGAAGUGAAUUUUUCGAACAGAAACAGUAGAUAAGUC
Branchiostoma floridae (Florida lancelet) is the source of this 665-nucleotide messenger RNA. RefSeq lists its product as uncharacterized. Gene Ontology annotation, cellular component: cell-cell junction. Bases 1 to 459 code for a protein of 152 amino acids. Gene Ontology annotation, molecular function: cell adhesion molecule binding. The record is from RefSeq and is a predicted model, not a curated record. Gene Ontology annotation, biological process: cell-cell adhesion. Lineage: Eukaryota; Metazoa; Chordata; Leptocardii; Amphioxiformes; Branchiostomatidae. The transcript is spliced from 2 exons.